Molecule: messenger RNA, 1092 nt
Organism: Sclerotinia borealis F-4128
Lineage: Eukaryota; Fungi; Ascomycota; Leotiomycetes; Helotiales; Sclerotiniaceae
Source: the annotation of a GenBank genome assembly
AUGAACUUCCUUCAUAGUACUCUCGAUCGUCUCCGCGAGUUUACGCCAGUAUCUAAUACCUCUACCUUUCGCACAAACGGACAAAUCACACCGGAAGAAUUUGUAGCAGCAGGAGAUUAUCUCGUAUUCAAAUUCCCAACAUGGUCUUGGGCCGAUGCAUCCCCAACAAGCAAGCGCGCCAGUUACCUACCGGCUGGCAAGCAGUUUCUAGUUACACGUGGCGUGCCUUGUCACCGCAGACUCGACGAUGAUUUCGCAGGCGAAGCGGGACAUGAUGAAACUGUCGUAGGGGAUGGAGAGGAUUUCAGAGGUGCCGGUCCACAUUCUCCAGGUGAUGAUGAAGAUGGUUGGUUAAGAACUGGAGGACUGGCCGCCAGUCAAGAAGCACGAGCAAGAGAUGUGAGAACGGUAGAUGAGAGUGGCGAGAUGGGCGAAAGAGAAGAUGAUGAGGAUGAUAUUCCAGAUAUGGAGGAUGAAGAUGAUGACGAGGAAGCUAUAAUUCGUGAUCCUAGGGCUGACAAUGCGAAUUCAUCUCGUCGAACAUAUACUAUCUACAUUGCAUACACGCCCUACUAUAGAACUCCUCGACUAUACCUCUCAGGAUACCUCUCAAGCUCACAGCCCCUUCCACCGCACCUUAUGAUGGAGGAUAUUGUAGGUGAUUAUAAAGACAAAACCGUCACAUUGGAAGACUUCCCAUACUUUAGCAAUAACAUCAAGAUGGCCUCCAUCCAUCCUUGCAGGCACGCGAGUGUCAUGAAAACCCUAUUGGAUCGCGCAGACGCAGCCUUAAAACUCCGCCGAGAGAAACAAAGACAAGGCAAGACAGUGCCUGGAGCAAAAGAUACCGGAAUGGAGGGUCUAGUCGAUGAUUUUGAGAAGACCAAGAUUGGUGACAAGAAGGUCAUCUUGGAAGGUAUGAAAGCUGGAGGGAACGGGAAUGAUGAGUGGGAGGUAUUACAACAUGAUCAAGACUUUCAUGGCGAGGAGGAAGAGGUUGCUAUUCGUGUGGACCAGUAUCUCGUUGUGUUUUUGAAGUUCAUGGCAAGUGUGACACCUGGUAUUGAGCAUGAUUUCACUAUGGGUGUCUAA